CAUGAACUACCAGCAGCAGCUGGCCCACUCGGCGGCCAUCCGUGCCGAGAUCCAGCGCUUUGAGUCUGUGCAUCCCAACAUCUACUCCAUCUACGAGCUGCUGGAGCGGGUAGCGGAGCCCGUGCUGCAGUCCCAGAUCCGAGAGCACGUCAUCGCCAUCGAAGAUGCCUUUGUCAACAGCCAGGAGUGGACGCUCAGCCGCUCGGUCCCAGAGCUCAAAGUGGGCAUCGUGGGGAACCUGGUCAGCGGCAAGUCUGCCCUGGUGCACCGCUACCUGACCGGCUCGUAUGUGCAGGAGGAAUCCCCGGAAGACGUGGACGCAGGUGGCCGCUUCAAGAAGGAGAUCGUGGUGGACGGGCAGAGCUACCUGCUGCUGAUCCGGGAUGAGGGCGGCCCCCCCGAAGCCCAGUUCGCCAUGUGGGUGGACGCUGUCAUCUUCGUCUUCAGCCUGGAGGAUGAGAUCAGCUUCCAGACCGUCUACCACUACUACAGCCGCAUGGCCAGCUUGCGCAACACCUGCGAGCUGCCUCUGGUGCUGGUGGGCACCCAGGACGCCAUCAGCUGCAGCAACCCGCGUGUGAUUGAAGACGGCCGGGCCCGCAAGUUGAGCAGUGACCUGCGGCGCUGUGCUUACUAUGAGACCUGUGCCACCUACGGGCUCAAUGUGGAGCGGGUAUUCCAGGACGUCGCCCAGAAGAUCGUGGCCACGAGGAAGAAGCAGCAGCUGUCCAUUGGGCCCUGCAAGUCUCUGCCCAGCUCACCUAGUCACUCGUCCGUCUGCUCUGCCCAGGUGUCCAGCCUGCAUAUCAGCCAGACCAGCAAUGGUGGCGGCAGCCUGAGUGACUACUCCUCCUCCGUGCCGUCCACGCCCAGCACCAGCCAGAAGGAGCUGCGGAUAGACGUGCCCCCUGCGGCCAGCACCCCGACUCCCGUGCGCAAGCAGUCCAAGCGGCGUUCCAACCUCUUCACCUCUCGGAAAGGGAGUGACCCCGACAAGGAGAAGAAGGGGCUGGACAGCCGGGCAGACAGCAUCGGCAGCGGCCGGGCCAUCCCCAUCAAGCAGGGCGUGCUGCUGAAGCGGAGUGGGAAGUCCCUCAACAAGGAGUGGAAGAAGAAAUACGUGACUCUGUGUGACAACGGCGUGCUGACCUACCACCCCAGCCUCCACGACUACAUGCAGAACAUCCACGGCAAGGAGGUGGACCUGCUGAGGACCACAGUGAAGGUGCCCGGGAAGAGGCCACCCCGAGCCACGUCUGCCUGCGCCCCCAUCGCCAGCCCCAAGACCAACGGCUUGGCCAAGGACCUGAGCGGCCUACAUGUCUCCCCCAGUCCAGGGGAAGUGGCGGGCGCGUCCGGGGCCCCGCUGGCCAGCGGCAUCAGCCUGGUGUCCUUCAGCAGCAGAGCCGAGGGCUUGCAGCAGCGGUCAUACUCAGUGUCCAGUGCCGACCAGUGGAGCGAGCCCGCGGCCAUGGCGCCCUUGGCCAUCAGCAGCGACACGGGGAUCGGUGAGUCCGUGUGCUCCAGCCCCAGCCUAUCCGGAACCGCCAGCCCCAAGCUGGAGCCGCCCCCGUCCCCCCACGCCAACAGGAAGAAGCAUCGCAGGAAGAAGAGCACAGGCAACUUCAGGGCCGACGGCCUGGCGGGCACCGCAGAAGCCAAGCGCAGAGCCUGGAGGCUGAACCGUGUUGGUAGCCUGAGGAAUAUUUAUAGCAGUGGCACCAACACUGAAGAGCAAGAAGAGAACUUGGAGUUCAUCAUUGUGUCCCUGACUGGCCAGACGUGGCACUUCGAGGCCACCACAUAUGAGGAGCGGGACACCUGGGUGCAGGCCAUCGAGGGCCAGAUCCUGGCCAGCCUGCAGGCCUGUGAGAGCAGCAAAAGCAAGUCCCGGCUGACCAGCCAGAGUGAGGCCAUGGUCCUGCAGUCCAUCCGGAACAUCCGAGGGAAUUCCCACUGCGUGGACUGUGACACCCAGAACCCCACCUGGGCCAGCCUGAACCUGGGCGCCCUCAUGUGCAUCCAGUGCUCCGGCAUCCACCGCAACCUGGGCACGCACCUGUCCCGCGUGCGCUCGCUGGACCUGGACGAGUGGCCCCCGGAGCUGCUCCAGGUCAUGUCCGCCAUCGGCAACCAGCUGGCCAACAGCAUCUGGGAGCACGGUGCCCAGGGCCGCACCAAGCCGGCGCCAGACUCCAGCAGGGAGGAGAAGGAGUGCUGGAUCCGGGCCAAGUAUGAACAGAAGCUGUUCCUGGCACCACUGCCCUGUUCGGAGCUGUCCCCUGGCCAGCUGCUGCUCCAUGCCACAGCCGAGGACGACCUGCCCGCUGUCAUCCUGCUGCUGGCGCAUGGCUCCCGCCAGGACGUCAACACCACCUGCGGGGACGGGGAUGGUCGCACAGCACUGCACCUGGCCUGCCACCAGGGGCGCGUGGUCCUGGCCCAGCUGCUCAUCUGGUAUGGCGUGGACGUGGCGGCCCGGGAUGCGCUCGGGAACACGGCGCUGGCCUACGCGCGCCAGGCGCCCAGCCCGGAGUGUGUGGCGCUGCUCCUGCAGCAUGGCUGCCCCGACGACAUGGGGGUGCUCCCCGCCACCCCCGGCCUGGCCCGCAAGCACCCCAGACCCAGCGACGGGGGCGGCAGGCUCCCCACUGUCAUCUGAGGCGCCGGCCGGAGUCGGGGAGUCGGGGCGCGGGGGAGGACCGCCCCCCACCCGCCUGCGCAGGCCCCCCCGGGCGCCGACCGGCCGAGCGGGAGCAGCGGAGUCUGUCGGACCCGGGGCUGCGCGACGGCCUGUGUCAAAUCACUGGGCUAAUCUACCCGCGGAGAAUAGCGGCUUCAUUACGCUGGGCGUCCGUCCCGCUCCCCCGCGUUCCCGGCCUAAUGGAACAUGAUUAGUCAUCACGGAGAGAGGGAGAGGGAGAGGGAGAGAGAGGGAUGGAGGG
This is a messenger RNA of Erinaceus europaeus (western European hedgehog), 2945 nucleotides long. It is a transcript of the gene AGAP1, whose product is annotated as ArfGAP with GTPase domain, ankyrin repeat and PH domain 1. The record is from RefSeq and is a predicted model, not a curated record. The transcript is spliced from 20 exons. Gene Ontology annotation, cellular component: nucleus. The coding region runs from base 2 to 2662 and encodes 886 amino acids. Lineage: Eukaryota; Metazoa; Chordata; Mammalia; Eulipotyphla; Erinaceidae. Gene Ontology annotation, molecular function: GTP binding; protein binding; GTPase activator activity.